This is a messenger RNA of Neolamprologus brichardi, 5610 nucleotides long. It is a transcript of the gene lpin1a, whose product is annotated as lipin 1a. The record is from RefSeq and is a predicted model, not a curated record. NCBI's taxonomy places the organism in Eukaryota, Metazoa, Chordata, Actinopteri, Cichliformes, Cichlidae. Gene Ontology annotation, molecular function: phosphatidate phosphatase activity; transcription coactivator activity. Gene Ontology annotation, biological process: fatty acid catabolic process; triglyceride biosynthetic process; cellular response to insulin stimulus. Gene Ontology annotation, cellular component: mitochondrial outer membrane; nucleus.
CAAAACAACAGUACACAUUACAGUCUAAGGACUCGUCCAGAUACACUAAGAACUGCUUUUUCACUGUCAUGAAGAUAGUUUUUUCAUACCAGAAGACAGUUUUCAUAAAAUAUAGCUUUAAAUAAAUCAGUAACUACUACACAGCUUUUUGACAUAUCAACCAUCUAAAAGGACUGAACUGCUUCUUUGUUGAUUUUUUUUUUUGUCUGUUACAUGUAAGGAAUAUUUCAGAUUUCUGGAGACUCCUUGAAGAACAUUUCAUUAAGAAGCAGCCAUUUAGGACAUGGAAGAGGAAGACUUCACCAGCCACAGUGAAGAUGAAAGCCCCAAUGGCAGCUGGUCCUGGUUGCAAACCAUGAAUUAUGUGGGUCAGCUGGCGGGGCAGGUGUUUGUGCAGGUCAAGGAGCUGUACAGAGGGCUCAACCCUGCAACACUGUCUGGGUGUAUAGAUGUCAUUGUGGUCCGGCAGCCAGAUGGCUCCUUACAGUGCUCUCCGUUUCACGUCCGCUUUGGCAAGAUGGGUGUGCUGCGGUCACGUGAGAAAGUGGUGGACAUAGAAAUUAAUGGAGAGCCAGUGAGCUUACACAUGAAGCUGGGAGAAAAUGGAGAGGCUUUCUUUGUUAAAGAGACUGAGAACAAAAUGGAAGUGGUUCCAUCCUACCUGGCAACAUCACCAAUCAUGUCAACAGGGCAGGAGUUAAUGAAGUCACAUCUGGCCAGGGGCAACUCUCGUCACCAUGACUCCAUCCCAUGCGGCCCGCUUCCUGUUCAGAAUCUGGGACUGCAGCAAAGUGAAGGAGGGUUGACCAAGAAGAGGAGAAAGAGAAAGAAGAAGGCACGGCCAGAGGGAGGUGGAGGAGGCGCAGGACUGAGGAGAGAGGAAAGUGGAGAAGAGUUCUCAGAUGAUGAGGACAUGUUCACUAUUGACCUGAGCUCAGAUGAGGAAAUGGAGGGGGACAGCAGCAGACCUGUGUAUGGCGAUCAGGGAUUGACUGCCAAUGCCCACAUUCUCCCCAGCACUGACUGGACUCAUUCACAGAGUAAAUUGAUUAAGAAGACUCUGUCCAUUCCUCAGCCCUGUGGUCUAUCCAUCUCCUGUCCUCAGCAGUCCUCUCACUUCUCUUCCCCUACUAGUAGCCCAGACGAUUCGCAGUCAUCAACACCAAAGAGUGACUCAGAGCUAACAAAUCCAUCUAAGGACAACCCUGAGAUGCUAUGGACCUGGGGGGAGUUACCACAGGCUGCCCAGCCAUCUUUCCUGACCGCCCACCAGAAGCAGGAUUCUGCUGCUGUUGUCUCCAUACCGGUGUCUUCUAGCACUCACUUCCGAGCCAUCAGUGACACGGGAACUCCAUGCAGUCCAGUGCCACCACUGGACAAAGACACAGAGGAAAACAGAAAUGGACACAUUGUCAGAGAACAAGAGAGAGAAGUGGAAAGCGUUGGGCCGUCAUGUGUACAGAUGGAGAGUUUGACAACAUGCUCAGUGUCUCAAAGAAUUCUUCCUGAUCAUUUGGAAGAUAGCAGGAAUAGUCCCAUCAAAAGGACUGAUUCACCGUCCAAGAGGAAAGAAAAGAGAAGUCAACACCUGGGUGCUGAUGGUAUUUACCUGGAUGACAUUACAGAACUGGAGCCUGAAGUAGCUGCUCUUUACUUUCCUAAAACUGACGGAGGCAGCAGCUCGAUGAAGGGGGACACUGAGAUGAUGGUGGGUGUGCGGAGCGCUAACCAAUCCCCACAGUCAGUGGGCAGCAGCGGGGUGGACAGUGGCGUGGACAGUUUGGUGGAUCAAGUGUGUGAUCUACCUCAUGUCGCCAUCUCUUUGUGUGGAGGACUCACUGAUAACAGGGAGAUUACAAAAGAGCAAUUCAUGGAGAAGGCUGUUUCCUACCAACAGUUCUCUGAAAACCCUUCUAUUAUUGAUGACCCUAACCUUGUGGUCAAGAUAGGAAGCAAGUACUACAACUGGAACACAGCUGCUCCUGUCAUGCUGGCCAUGCAAGUCUACCAGAAACCACUGCCACAGUGUUGGUGUUUGAGUUAUGUGUUUUCUGCUUUUGGCUUCUUCUCAUACUGCCUCCCUGGUCUGUUUGGCUCCAGUCCUUCCCAGCCUGCAUCGGUGGAGAACAUUAUGAAGGACAAGAUGCCAAAGAAAGGAGGACGCUGGUGGUUCUCGUGGAGAAGCAGGAACAAUGACUAUAAGUCAGAAUCAGUGACAGAAGCAGCUGGAGACCAAGACGAGACUUCCAUAACAAUGGCCCCAGUAAACAGGCUGAAGGAUGAAUCAUCCUCAAGUGAUGAAGACCACAAAUCAUCCAGUCAGCUAUCAGGAGUCUUUCAGUCGGAGCCCCUUGAAAGUUCUGGUGGCAUUUGUUACAAGAAGACUCUUCGGCUCACGUCAGAGCAGCUGGCUAGCCUGCAGCUAAAGGAGGGUCCUAAUGAAGUGGUGUUCAGCGUGACCACUCAGUAUCAAGGCACGUGCCGAUGUCAUGGCACAAUCUAUCUUUGGAGCUGGGAUGACAAGAUAGUCAUCUCCGAUAUAGAUGGAACCAUUACAAGAUCAGACACUCUGGGCCACAUCCUCCCUACACUGGGUAAAGACUGGACACACCAGGGCAUCGCACGGCUCUACCACAGAGUCAGCCUAAAUGGAUAUAAAUUCAUGUACUGUUCUGCAAGGGCCAUUGGCAUGGCUGACAUGACAAGAGGUUACCUCCACUGGGUCAAUGAAAGGGGAACCAUGCUGCCAAUGGGCCCAGUGCUGCUCAGCCCAAGCAGUCUUUUUUCUGCCUUGCACAGGGAGGUGAUUGAGAAGAAGCCCGAGAAGUUUAAGAUUGAGUGUCUCACAGACAUCAAGCACCUUUUCUACCCGAACACUGAACCAUUCUACGCUGCUUUUGGCAACAGAGCUACGGAUGUCUAUUCCUAUAAGGAGGUGGGCGUUCCACUCAACAGGAUUUUCACUGUCAAUCCUAAGGGGGAGCUGGUGCAGGAGCAUGCCAAAACAAAUAUUUCCUCCUAUGGCCGUUUGUGUGAUAUGGUGGAUCAUGUCUUUCCGGUCUUCAUGCAAGGUGAGGAAGCAGACUUCCCUCACUCUGAUACUUUUGACCAAUGCAAUUACUGGAACAAAGUACUUCCUGAAGGCACUAUUGACGGAGAGGAAGACCCACAGCCAGCCAAGAUGAGCUGAAGAAACUGCUGAAUCUAGCAUGAAGCAGCUUUAGCAUAAAUGUGAAGAUGAAUGAAGCCAUCAAGCUUUUCCUAAUAUGGUAAAUCAAGAUGGCUCCUAACUCACAGGUGAUCCUUAAAAAAAUAAUUCAAUUCAAAGGAAAUGAAUGUUUUUUUUUCUACAGUAAACACAAAGAAACAAGCUGUGCUAACAUUUAGGAGUGAUAACAAAAGUAGUCAGGGAGACGGAGAUAAAAACAGAGGACUAAAAAUGACAACCUUAGGAUCAAUUGCUAAUGAGACUGCUGAGUGAAAAAAGAAAAGAGAUUUAAAAAAACAAACAAACAAAAAAAGCAAAACCAAAAUAAUUCUGUGAUGAAAUUCAGCAGCUGGUUGGGAAUUAAACGAACUCACAUUUGCAAGUGUACUGACUCUAAUGCAUACACAUAGUAAACCUUGCAAACAGCAUGAGUAUAUAUUUCUUUAGAUUUUUUUGUUAUGCUACAAAAUGUUUCUCAAAACAUGUUUGUUGGUUCUCUAAAGGCACCAAGGCAGAACUAACUGAUUCCUUCGACUGGCUACCAUUCUUGCCUUUAACCUACACCCAUCAUGUAUAUUCUAAAGGAUAUCAAUUAGUAAAUCAACUAUUUCAGCUAUUGCCUAAAUAGCAGACAAUAAAACAUAAAUUGCCAAUUUAGUUCAGCUUUUGAAAUCCUAGAUGGGCCCUUUGCUGCGGUUUCUGUUCUGCUCGUAGCAUGCAGUAUUAGUUGUACUUAGACUACAACUUUAAAUAAGAUUCUAUCUAGCUAUGUGGCUAAAGGUUGUUUUCUGACCUCAAGUACAGUGGACAUUUUGCACCAGAAAAUGCAGACUAUAUAUGGUAAAACCAUCCAGAGCAUGCAAAAAUAGCACAAAUAGGGUAUGCAAAAAUCUCCUGUGCCAAACUCCUUUGCAAAGUAAAGCAUGUGGUCUUUUGACCGUGCUACUGUGAAACAUGUGGCCAUGGCACAUAUUAUAGUCUUCAGUGACUAUAUUCAAGACAAGUGCAAGACAAUGCAAUGAAAUUCUGUCUGUUUCUAUCUAUUGUUUUUAAAUGUACAAAAAAGGAAAUUCUGUGAUAUCGUAGAAUGUAAUAUACGAAUCUCUCUACUCAUUCUAAUAACUAAUGCCCAUCAAUGCAAUUGCUUCAUAAGCUAAUUUAACACUAAGUAUAUUUUCAGUUUUGUAAUGCAAUAUGACAUAUUGCACAGGUUCAUGUAAAGCACUUAUCUGUCCUGUAGAGGAAAGUAAAGGAAGAGUAUUCAGAUUCUGUAAAGUUUUUGUAUGAAACAUGCCUAUUUUUUGUAGUUUGUACAUAUGGGUUUUUUUUGUCUGUUAUCAGACGUUUGUAUUUUCAUCAUUUAUCUAAUAACAUAGACUAAACAACUUUUAUGCCUAAUGUAAACCUUUCUUUUAAUUUAUAUUACUUAACAUGGGAAAACCACUGCGUAUGGUGUUAACAUAAUUUUUGUGACCGUAUGAACUAUGAUACAAGUUCUUGUGAAUCAGUAAAUUGUCUAAAAUACCUAUAUGCUGGUGCUCAUUCAAAUAUUCACACCCAAUUUAAGGCUUCAAGGCAAAUCUCUUUUUAAGUCAACUAAGAGGUGCCAUUUUCAUCACGCAACCACUGAAGCAAUAAAUCAACACCCAGUUGUUUUAGUGCUGCCUCUGGUUUGAGCCGUUAAUGGCAACCAAGAUAAAACCUCAACUGUUCACAAAAACAGAUAUGUUUCCACUGCCUAACUGGUUUUAAAUCGCAUAAAGAUUUAUUCCCAGAGUACUUCGUUAGAUUUUUAGUUUGAAAUUAACAAGUAUAUUUUCAGUACACAAGUAUUUGUUCAUGUGUCUUGUACUGAAAUACCAGAAUGCCAGAAACAAAUCUGACUGAUUGUGAUUCACCUGGUUAUACUGUCACUGUUUGUACAUAUAACAGAUACUCUGUGUAUUGUGAUUAACUUAAAAGAAAGUCAGGAAUUUAUUUUUUAUUUAACGAAAAACUGUCUUUGGGAAGUCCAGUGUAAUUUGUGCCAGAGGAAAAAGAUGCUCAGAACGCAUGCUCUUAAGUAAUGACUGUUGUGUUGUCGCCUGAUCUUUUGAGGAGGCAUGGAGAUGAGAUGAGAUCAUUGUGUCAAAAUUCAAAUUUUGCUUCCAGCAUUUUUAAAGAAAAUCCCAUUUGGUGAUUGCUAAUUUCUUUCUGUGAAAGAUUCAUUCAAACUGUUGACUAGUUUUCACUCUGACUCUGACUCUGUGUUGAUUUAGAUGAUUACUUUGCUGCUUCCCAUGUAAAUGUUAUGUUUUUGGCUCUAAGCAACAGGCCACCAGUAUCCAGUGCAAACCAUUGUUAACAUUGUAAUUCAAUCUGUACAAUGGACACAUCUUUAAUAAACUUAAAGUUAAUAUUGA